AUGGCUUUAAUAAUCACCCUUCAUGGUGUUAUACCACUCGCUUUGAGUAUUUUGCUAUUCAUUUCCCAUGCUUCUGCACAUUAUAAAGAAUCUCCUGUUAAGCACACAUAUGCACAACCUCCCUCUCAUCACGCCGAACAUAAUGAUACUACUAACUUGCCAACCUAUACGUCAACCUACACCUCAUCCUACACCCCAUCACACACCCCAUCUAUAAGUGUAAGUCACAGUGCUCCCUCUUCAAUAUAUAUUCGCACGUCAACGAAACGCUCAUAUACCACCAUACUGACAAUGAUACCACAGACACCAUCACCUAAAGCGAAAACUCCUUGUCCGUCAGUCAACCCACCAAAGCCUACCACCAAAUCUCCUUCCACGCCAGGUCUACCUCAUCACACACCACCAGCCCAUCACUCCAAGCCAUCAUGUAAGAAGGAAAAAUGUACAAAAAAACAUGCGAAGCUUCCAAACCCAACAACACGCACCUUGACACUUUCUACAAAAGAGGCUCAUUAUUACAAUUCCACAACUACGAGCCAACCUACUCUUGCCACAAACACGAGCCAAACUGCUCCUGACACAACUACGAGCCAACCUACUCCUGCCACAAUUACGAGUCCACCUACUCCUGAGUUGACCUUAUCAACGGUAACUCUUACAACAACGGCAAUUGUUACCACAUGCCCUCCUAGCAAGCCUUGCUACGGGAAAGUGACAACAGUCACUGUAUCUACAUACACCACUUACUGUCCUAUCACUCCCACACCUAUUGCCCCUCCAAGCCCUCCGGUUUACCCACCUCCUGGAGAACAGCCACCAGUGCACACUUAUGAAGCACCUCCUCCUGGUCUCCCAGUUGCCCCUCCACCAUCUCACGAGACCCCACCACCUCCUACAGAAUACGCUCCUCCUCCGGCACCUCCAGCCGAGAUCCCUCCAUCUCACGAGACUCCACCGCCUACAGAAUACGCUCCUCCGGCACCUCCAGCUGAAAUCCCUCCAUCUCACGAGACUCCACCAUUUCAUGAUACCCCACCACCUCCUACAGAAUACGCGCCUCCUCCAGCACCUCCAGCCGAGGUCCCUCCACCAUCUCCUGAGACUCCACCGCCUCCUACAGAAUACGCGCCUCCUCCAGCACCUCCAGCCGAGGUCCCUCCACCAUCUCCUGAGACUCCACCGCCUCCUACAGAAUACGCGCCUCCUCCAGCACCUCCAGCCGAGGUCCCUCCACCAUCUCUUGAAUCUCCACCGCCUCCUACAGAAUAUGCUCCUCCUCCGGCACCUCCAGCCGAGAUCCCUCCAUCUCACGAGACCCCACCGCCUACAGAAUACGCUCCUCCUCCAGAACCUCCAGCCGAGGUCCCUCCACCAUCUCAUGAGACUCCACCGCCUCCUACAGAAUACGCUCCUCCUCCAGCACCUCCAGCCGAGGCCCCUCCAUCUCACGAGACCCCACCGCCUACAGAACACGCUCCUCCGGCACCUCCAGCCGAGAUCCCUCCAUCUCACGAGACCCCACCACCUCCUACAGAAUACACUCCGGCACCUCCAGCCGAGACUCCACCAUCUCAUGAGACCCCACCACCUCCUACAGAAUACGCACCUUCAACACCACCGGCCGAGAUCCCUCCACUACCACCACAGGAAACACCUUCAAUUCCACCUGUUGGGACACCAACUCCUACUCCUACUCCCAGGGUACCUGUUACACCACCAACAACAUACUCGCCUCCUCCAGCUCCUCCAGCUACCACGCCUGCUGUAGUCAGCACUAGCGACGGUGCACGUCGUUCCAGCAGCUUGGCUGGUACGAUUUUCGUUUCCGGUAUGGCUAUCGUAGCUUUCAUUCUUCAAGGCUGA
Hymenoscyphus albidus is the source of this 1863-nucleotide messenger RNA. NCBI's taxonomy places the organism in Eukaryota, Fungi, Ascomycota, Leotiomycetes, Helotiales, Helotiaceae. The record is from the annotation of a GenBank genome assembly.